AUGGAGUCUGACAAGAACCACUCUGACAACAUAUCAAGGACUGGCUGUGGUGAACCACCCACACCCACCAGCCGUCGAGCGAACCCAUCCUCGCAAGAAUUUCCUGACACUCAGUUCAUGUACAAAGGUCCGCCACCAUGGGGUUGUCCCACUACAAGUGAUGGGAGUCAAUGUCCUGCGUUCGAAGCUCAAAUGGGGUUUCUACCGUCCACGAACUUUUCUGAGCUGCCCAGGACGGGCCUCCCACGAGCAGGCGAGAAUUGCCAUGAAGCUAUAGCCUUCUUACCGCCACCACCUCAGGGAUUUCGCUGUGAUUGUCAGUCUUGUACUCAAGGGACCACCACAAUGAGCGAUUUUUCAAUCCCCUCGCAGACCCAGUCCGGCUACCCGCCGCCGAACACGUUCUACCUUCUUACAAGUCAGAUGAGUAGACCGCCCAUUGAUGGUCGAUGGUCCCAAGAUGAGUAUAAUCCACUGUAUGGGUUGACGAAUCACUCAAGGCCAGCUGCAAUGUCUGGUCCUGAUAUAUACGUCCACAAUCCCAUGGGACCCUCGGGCCUUAGUCAUGCAUAUUACUGGGGCGACCAAGGUAUGUCAUCAUAUUGGAACGGAGUACCCACUCAACAAGGCUCACAACGCAUGUCCUCUCAUACGUACCCUCAAGUGACUUAUAGCGGAGAUGUUUUAUUUUAUGAUGAAAUGAAAGAAGAGUUGAAUGAUGAACGGCUAAAGGAAAAUAACGGUAACAGAUGGCCUAAUAUAGUCUCGCCGAUUUUCAAGAGCAAAGCCGCUGUAGAUGAACAAGGAAAUGUGAAGGGUUUGCCUAUGAGAUUGAUGGAAUUGGCUGAAGAAGAUUAUGAUUGGAAGAAAGAACCCCACACUCGACCAGCUUCACCAUUAGGAGAGAUUUGA
Molecule: messenger RNA, 912 nt
Organism: Kwoniella mangroviensis CBS 8507
Lineage: Eukaryota; Fungi; Basidiomycota; Tremellomycetes; Tremellales; Cryptococcaceae
Exons: 4
Coding region: 1-912 (303 amino acids)
Source: RefSeq, a predicted model, not a curated record